Messenger RNA from Alligator sinensis (Chinese alligator), 1509 nucleotides. RefSeq names its product butyrophilin subfamily 1 member A1-like. The record is from RefSeq and is a predicted model, not a curated record. The annotation marks the transcript as partial. Gene Ontology annotation, biological process: T cell receptor signaling pathway; regulation of cytokine production. The transcript has 11 exons. Gene Ontology annotation, cellular component: external side of plasma membrane. Gene Ontology annotation, molecular function: signaling receptor binding. NCBI's taxonomy places the organism in Eukaryota, Metazoa, Chordata, Crocodylia, Alligatoridae.
AGCCCCUCUCUGCCCGACUGCAUCGCUCUCCUCAUCGCUCUCCAGGUUCACUGUCUGGUGGCAGCCCAGUUCAGAGUGAUUGGACCGGACCAGCCAGUUGUUGCCUCUGUGGGAGCAGUGGCAGUCCUUCCUUGCCGCCUGUCCCCUGCGACGAGCGCAGAGAGCAUGGAGGUGCGGUGGUUCCGGUCCCAGUUCUCUCCAUACGUGCACCUGUACUCUGACCGUCAGGAUCAGCCUGGAGAGCAGAUGCAGGAGUAUGUCGGGAGGACUCAGCUCCUGAAGCACAACAUCACCUCUGGGAGCGUCUCCCUAACAAUACGUGGGGUGCGACCCUCCGACCACGGGCAGUACACCUGCUUCGUCCAGGCUGGUGUCUCCUAUGAAGAAGCUCUGCUGAAGCUGCAGGUGACAGCGCUGGGCUCUGACCCCCACGUCUCUGCUGAGGGUCACCAGGACGGAGGGAUCCGGAUGGUGUGUCGAUCGGCUGGGUGGUACCCAGAGCCCGAGGUGCAGUGGAGAGAUCACCGUGGGCAGCCGUUACCACCAACUUCUGAGACGGUGUUCACAGACAGUGCCGGGCUGUUUCACGCAGAGGUUUCUGUUGUGAUCAUGGCAGAGUCGAACCACAACGUGACCUGUGCUGUCAGGAGCCUGCACGCCGUGAGCACGGCGUUGGGGUGGGGAGGGCGAUCACUGCUCACGUGUCGGACAUGUAGUGAGCCGUUUCCCCGGGCAGCACAAAUCCCGUCUGUGCUGCACUCAGCAGGGCUUACGGGGACACGGGAGUUGGCAGCGACACCGACACCAGGACUCAGGCCAAGCGCCCUGUGGCUGAGCCGAGAGCUGGGCCCGGGUCACUUUUUCCCCCGGGUCUCCCCCUGGAUGGUGGCUCUGGCUGUGAUUGUACCCAUCAUGUUGGUGGUCAUUGUCCUGAGCAUUUUCUACUUCUGCCGUGCAAAAGGACUUCUGCAAUCCAAGCUGGAGAGUGAGAAAGCGGCCCUGAAGUCUGCCCUGGAGAGUGAGAUAGGGACUCUGCAAUCCAAGCUGGAAAGUGAGAAAGAGAGGCGCCGUGCAGACAAAGCGGAGUAUGAAGCAAUGAAAAGACUUGCCCGAGCCCGACAAUAUGCAGUGGACGUGACUCUGGACCCAGGGACGGCUCAUCCCAACCUCGUCCUGUCUGAGGAUCGGAAAUGUGUGAGACUCAGAGACACCCGACAGGAUGUGCCCGACACCCCCGAGAGAUUUGAUACUUGUCCCUGUGUCCUGGGCUCGGAGGGGAUCACGGGCGGGAGGCGCUACUGGGAGGUGGAGGUGGGAGACAAGACAGAGUGGGCCCUGGGCGUGUGCAGGGAGUCUGUGCGCAGGAAGGGGAAGGUCACACGGUCACCUGGCGAUGGAUAUUGGGUCAUGUGGCUGCGGGACGGGGGAUACAAGGCCCUCACCCCCCCCUCCACCCCCCUCCCUGUGCGCGAGCGGCCCAGGCAGGUGGGGGUUUUCCUGGACUACGAG